Podarcis muralis (Common wall lizard) is the source of this 2930-nucleotide messenger RNA. The record is from RefSeq and is a predicted model, not a curated record. NCBI's taxonomy places the organism in Eukaryota, Metazoa, Chordata, Lepidosauria, Squamata, Lacertidae.
GCCCUAGGCUCUGUGGUUUAACCCACAGCGCCACCCGCGUCCCUUGCUUAGUUUGCCCACCCAUGGUCUAAUACAUAGCCCAGUUCCUUCAACUUUUCCUCACAGGGCUGGCUUUCCAAACCCCUGAACCAGCAGCCCUAAUUUGUCUAUAUACAUACUCAGAAAUGGCCACUGGGAAAUAAAUAUAAAGGGUGUGGUAAUGUAUUGAGAAGACUAUAGAAAAUACCACACACAAGGAUCACAGAAAAGCAGUCUACAAGAAAAAAAUUGUGAGUGUAACUUGGCACUCCUGUCAAGAUAUCUAAAAAGGUUUGCAGAUCACCUUGGCCAGUGCAGGUCAUUUUGCAAUGGCAAAUACCCUAGUUUCUGGAAUCCUUGUCAGCUCCCCUAAUCAUACACAACAUGUGCUUAUUUUGACUGAAGUGAAAAGAACUACUGGGAGAGAUUUCCCCCAAGAUAUUUCCUUCUGCAGAGGAAGUAUUUGGCGCCAUUAAGAGUCAUUGCAGGGCUGUCGAAACCACUCUCAGAUUUAGUGAACUACACUGCAAAGUUGUCUGCCAUCCAAGCACAACCAAGCUGGAAUGGAAAGAUAAUGGAUUGCAAUCUUAUUUUUGUAAUACUGCAUUGAAAAACUCGCAAUGCAAGAGAAUUGCAUACAAAACACGAGCAGAGUUUCAUUUCCCCCACUCAUUUCUACGGGCAGCCUCCACUUCCGCCCUGGGAAUGGGGCAUUUCAAAAUGGCAGAGGGAAACCGGAAGCUCCGUGGCCAAGACUCCCUCAGAGAAGGCGGGAAGAAGACGGCGGCGGCGACGACCGACAGAACACAAACAAACGCCGCUUCUCGCUCGGGGUUUCCCUCGGAGCAACCGCAGGGGUCGUGCGUCGCCGGGGAUUGGCUGGCGCUUGUCGCAGUCUCCCUUUCCCUCCCGCCCCCUGUCCAAUCCGAGCCUCGAGCGGCGCAGCUGGCUGUUGGCGGGGGAGGGAAGAGGCGUUGGAGGCUUCGAAGUGGCGCGCGAGGGAGAGCUAGCUUUUCCCGCGCAUUUCCAACCGUCGUUACCUCAGGUUCCUACUAUUCCUCUCUCGUUCUUCUCACCUGCUGUUUUGAGGAUUAUGGCCACUAGGGAGACAUUCGUCUUUGUCUUUUUUAUGUUAAUUUCUCCCUUUUACCCCAUUUCAGGUAACUCGGUAAGAUAUCAGGAGAUCAAGGAUUAUCUAGUGCACCUCUGCCAGCUGUAUGAGAAGAUCUUGACACUUUGGUUAUCAACUAAAGCUAGAGUUAAACAAAUGGAUAAGUUUACCAGCGAAUCCAUGAAGGCACAAGAAACUCAACCUGAUAUUAUCAUCAUCCAAAAGGAAUCAGAGGCACCAUUUGGAUCAUAUACCCCUCAGGCUGUUCAAGAAUCAAAUGAAGUGGUGUCAAAAAUUCUUAGCGAUUUGCAGCCCAGCAAACCAGUGCUUUGGAAGCAGUUAAUGUGGCAGAGGAAGAAGCGUUGGACACAUAACAAAAGGGGGGAAAAACCUUCCAAUAAAAGAAGGGGAAGAUUUAGAAAGCAUUUGGAAAGAAGUCCAAAACCAAGGUUUGCAGACAGACAGGACUGGAUUCCCAGAAGGUUCAAAAGGCAAGAAUGUAGGAUCAGAAACAUACAGAAUAGCGAAGACAAAAUUCAGAAAGCCAUGGAGCAGAAAGAAAUUCUUAGAUGUGUAAGAAGUACCUAUGUUGGUGAGAAGGAAUCUAAAUCACAGGCAACUUCCACACAUUCCAAUGAACGUAAAAGAAGAAAUACCAAUGAAGUCAUCACUUAUAAUGUCAAGGAAGGACAACUCUUAGGACUAAAGGGAAGAAGAACAAGAAGAAGAAGAUCAACAUACCCAGGGAAGCCACACUUGGUUUCUUCAAAACCCUUUGAUAGCUAUAGUUCUUCCUACAGUUUGUCUUCUUAUUUUACCCCAAGUAGCUCCCAGAGUACAUUAUCAAGAAGAAUGAAGAGAAACGUUUCCAGUUUUCAUAAAAAAGAAGGUAGUUUUGAGGAUACAUUUUUGAUCAACACAAAGGAACAGAAAAUGAGAGAGAGAGAAAUGGGAGCAGUUCCAAAGAAAAGAGAAGCCAGAGAAACACAGUCGGUCAGAAAUGUAAGUCUUAAACUGAAAACCUUAAAAUCUCAAGAGAAAUUAUCUAACAUGGUAGACCGUCUGUCAGACCCAUCCAAUAACAUGUCAAAAGAUGAAAAACUCACCUACAUGCAUGAACUCCUAGAUGAAUUAAAGUUAUUCAUUAAGCUGUUGGAGCAGCAAAUACUACUACAGUCACUAAAUAACAUUGUUUAUUCAACCACAGUUUCUGGCUCGCAAAAGUAGAGAGCUCUAAUAUUGCUGAAUUUAAAAACAUGUUGCUAUUUUGUUACAUAAAAAUCCUGAUAAUAUGUUCAGUAAUUUUAUUUUGGCUUAAUUAGUCUUUAAAUCAUAAUGUUGGUUUAUAGCUCAUAUGAGAAAAAGUUUUUGGAUAAACGACUGAAAAAAUACUAAAAUAAUUCCUAAUAAAUGACAUUACUCUGGAAAAUGCUCCUUGUAAGAAAGAUGCACCAUGACAGUAGUCAUAGGAGAAGGAAUAAUAAAUUUGUAGAGUUGGAAGAUACCCAAGGGGUCGUCUAGUACAAAUCACUGCAACGCAGAAAUCUCAACUAGAUCACCCAUGACAGAUGGCCAUCCAAUCUCUGCUUAAAAUCAUCCAAGGAGUCCACAACCUCCUGAGGGAUACUGUUCCACUGACAAACAGCUCUUACCCAGAAAGUUCUCCCUGAUGUUUAGUUGGAAUCUCCUUUAUGUAACUUGGGUCCUACCCUUUAAAGUGGGAGAAAACAAGCUUACUCCAUCUUCAGUGUGGUUAGCCCUUUAGAUAUUUGAAGAUGGCUAUCAUAUCUCCUCUCAGUCU